Eriocheir sinensis (Chinese mitten crab) is the source of this 2969-nucleotide messenger RNA. RefSeq names its product nuclear distribution protein nudE-like 1. Gene Ontology annotation, biological process: chromosome segregation; vesicle transport along microtubule; mitotic centrosome separation. The coding region runs from base 265 to 1380 and encodes 371 amino acids. Gene Ontology annotation, cellular component: kinesin complex; centrosome; kinetochore. The transcript has 8 exons. Gene Ontology annotation, molecular function: microtubule binding. The record is from RefSeq and is a predicted model, not a curated record. NCBI's taxonomy places the organism in Eukaryota, Metazoa, Arthropoda, Malacostraca, Decapoda, Varunidae.
CUGCUGGCAGUCGACUGGCAGCUGUGGGAAGAGGUGGAUGUACGUCACUCUCUCUCCCGAUCCUGCCUGAAUUUAUACCCCCGUUACCGCUAGUGCUCGCCAUGACCUCGGCCUGACGAUGUGCAGACUGAAAUGACCUCAGGGCGCGCGUGCUGAGGACUUACAGGAGGGGAAGUGCUGCGGGGAGGACAGUAAAUCGAAUUAUUGGGUUGUCCCGCCCCUCACACCAGCUGACCUGACCCCUGACCCCGCCCCGCCGCCGCCAUGAACGGGGACGCGGCGCCCAGCUUCACCUCGCCGCAGCAGGAGGCUGAGUACUGGCGGAAGAAGGCCAUGGAGUACAAGCAGAGCCUGGAGGAGACCCGGGAGGAGCUGGAGGAGUUUCAGAGUGGUAGCAGGGAGCUGGAGGCGGAGCUGGAGGCGCAGCUGGAGCAGACGGAGACAAGAUGUUCGGAAUACCAGGCGCAGCUCAACCGGGUGGCCAUGGAGAAUGACUCGCUGAAGGAGCGGCUCGAUAGGCUGCAUAACGAGUUCAACGGGCAGGUGAACACGCUGCAAUCAGAGCUGGUGGACAUCAAAAGCAUCAAGGAAGAGCUCACGCGUUACAUCAGAGAGCUGGAACAGGCCAACGAUGAUCUGGAGCGAGCUAAAAGAGCUACAGUGACCUCCUUAGAGGACUUUGAGGCCAGACUAAACCUAGCCAUCGAGCGCAACGCCUUCCUUGAGUCUGAACUGGACGAGAAGGAGGACCUCAAGGUGACGGUGCAGAGACUCAAAGACGAGGCCAGAGACCUGCGGCAGGAGCUGAGCAUCAAGGACACCUCAGAGCCAGACAACGACAAGGCUCUCAUGCACCGCCACCACCACUCCUCCUCACCCCAGAAGCUACACAUCCAGCCGCCCCCGAAGCUGGACGUGGCCCUGCCCCCGUCACCCGCAGGAGAGUCGGCGGUGGACUCCAACAAACUGGUCUCCAAUGGUACCCAACUGUCAGAUUCAGUCCCCACCACUCCUGUCGUUAUAUCUCCACCCUUGCACAACAACAACAACAACAACAUGAGCAACGGCAGCGUGCCCAUGACUCCCUCGGCAAGAAUAUCUGCACUUAACAUUGUGGGGGACCUCCUAAGAAAAGUCGGGAUGAAAAUUCAGCAGAUAAACCGAGACUUGAAUAGGGUGAACUCAGUAUUCAGAGCAGCAGCCACCACCCCCACCACCACCAUCCUCGCACCACCGUUACCCCCGCCUAGGCCUGCACCCCCUCCAGCCAGCCUCCCUCACCCCCAGGGAGGCCUCCAGAGGACUCGGUGCGGCGCAGCUUCCUUCCCCCGUUGCCAGCGGCCCCCAGAGGACCCUCCCCCACAGGGACCCCAGCGGUGACUGUGGGGUGGGGGCAGGGUGGUGGAGGGAGACAGAGAGGAGACUGCACAUCCCCAACAAGCUGCCCAGUGGAGGGUGCCGGGCUGCCUCCACCCACCACCAGCGGCACCAGCAGCCGCUGCCUCACUGCAGCAGCUUCCUCUACACCAACGCUCACCCGCUAUCCAUCACUAAAAAGGAGUAUUUUUUCUGAAAAGCAAGAGAAGCGGUCUGUUGUAACUGUCUCCCGGAGAAAAAGGACAAAUUGAUCUGGGAUUGGCAUGUACAUAGUUAAGUUACUUGAUAUAUAUAUAUAUAUUGUAUCUGAACUCUUUUUGAGAAAGAGGUGACUGUCCAAGCGAGAGAGGAGGAGGAGGAAAAUGCGUGUUGUGAUCUGCUCCCACAGUUUUCUUUCAGUCGAGUGAUAUGGGUCUGUUGUACACUCUAAGAAAUAGCCUGUGCAUUAGUGCUUGAAAUUCUACACUAAACACAAGUGACAGUGAUAAGAAGACCACAUGGAAAAAAGGAAACCUUCUUGCAAGCAUUGCCCCUGUCUGUGUAUGUAUUCUUUGCUGUCUUACUCUGUGUCUAGUGGAGCAGCAUGAAUGAAAGAACAGUUGUGAAGGUUUGCUUGUGUCUAUAUAUAUAUGUAUAUCACUUCUUUUCUCUUAAUUUUCAUAUUUCUUUUGGGGGGGCUGUGUAAAGCUGUGGGCACCAACUUGGACCCAUGUAAAAUUUGAUCAUGAUUUUCCCAUACAUCAUAACCUUUCAUAAAUUCCUACCCGAUUCACUCCUUCAAAAGUUAUUAUACUAACCACUCAUCAUCCUUUAAGGUCUAUAUCAUACUCCUUAGUGCCCCUCAAGGAACAAAGAACAGCCUCUCAGCCUUGCAGCCCCCUCAAAGUCUGCCUCACACCACAUGCUGCGUCAGGCCAGCCACUCACCUCGCCACCCAGAGCUGCUGCUUCACAUCCUUGUUCACUUUGACAUGACUGGGAGGAGAGACAAGGACUGGUGCCACAUCAACCCAAUGCCCGGCUGACUCACAGACAGAUUCCCACCAGAAGCCAUCACUGCAACUAAGAAAGCUGACUGAGGAAUCCCAAUGCCUUAUCUUCCACACUCCCUGUCCCUUCAUCCAAGCCAUUGUACAUAAGUGUGGCAGUCACAUUCUCAGGACAGACAGAAAGUCUUACUCUCACUCUGCAAACUGGCUGUUCCCCUGCAUUACAACUUAGGGGACUUGCUGCUAACACUAUGAAGUCUGGUUGUAUUGCUCUCUGACCCACAUAAAGCCACGAGUCUCCUGAGCUGAGGCAAGAAGUCUGCUGGCUCUUAGAGAAGCAACAUGAGAGAGCAGUGGAUGGUUUAUUCUUCUGGCAAUGUGAUCCAUCACCUCCUAGGUUUACAUCCUCCACUGGUUUUUAUAAUGUGCGUCUAUAAACGUAUAUUUUUGUUAGACCUUGGUUGGAAAAGUAUGGUAUGUGAAUAGUCACAAAGAAUUUUUUUUAUUUUGCUAUUUUGGGUGUAAUCUGGACAAAUGGAUUCGAAAUUGAUUACUGAAGAUGUUUAAUUUGAUUGGUUUAAACUUAUUAAAAAUUUAGCUUGAA